Hemiscyllium ocellatum (epaulette shark) is the source of this 537-nucleotide messenger RNA. Its product is annotated as hemagglutinin/amebocyte aggregation factor-like. Bases 1 to 537 code for a protein of 178 amino acids. The transcript is spliced from 5 exons. NCBI's taxonomy places the organism in Eukaryota, Metazoa, Chordata, Chondrichthyes, Orectolobiformes, Hemiscylliidae. The record is from RefSeq and is a predicted model, not a curated record.
AUGUCCAUGCUGGUCUUUACACAGUACCGCGUACGUACCAAUGUUCGUGCUGGUCUUUACGCCAUACCGUAUAAACGCUGGUUGAAUGAGUUUGAUGAUAAACUGCUUUUUACAUGUCCCUCAUUUAAUACAUUUGAUACAAUUAGCAGUCAACAUCACAGUUACUAUGAAGAUCGUUUGUGGGAUUUCAAAUGUAAGGGAACAUUCAGUGAGCUCCCAGCUUGUUCAUGGACUAACUACGUGAACAACUUUGAUGAAGAGUUUACCUUCACCUGCCCAUUUGACUCCAUUAUCAGUGGUAUCGAGGCUUAUCACAACAACCAUCAUGAGGACAGGAGGUGGAAGUUUUUUUGCUGCCGUGUAAACAAUGCCUGCAAUGAUCAGUGUUUCUGGACAGACUAUGUCAAUUAUUUUGAUAAUUACUUCAGCUGGGAAGUUCCGGACUCUAGCUACCUUGUGGGCGUUUCCAGCUAUCAUGAUAACUAUCGAGAGGACCGUCGGUGGAAAUAUCAGUAUUGCACCCAAAAGGCAUGUUAA